AUGAAUGUGUUUAAAAAGAAAUUAAAAGAAUGGGUCUAUUCCAUUAGUACUGAGGAUCAUUAUGCCGAAUAUAAUCCAGAUGAUGAACCUAACUUUAAUAUGGGGAUGCGUUCUGGACAAAGUAAUGUCAAUCCAUCAAGUAUGAAUUUGGCAGGUAAUGCAAGUUCUGCAGAUUUAGGUGAUUCUAAUGGUGGUGAGAAUUCAUAUCAAAUUGAUGAUUUUAAUAAUGCUGCUGCUUCUCAGAAGGGUGUCUCUGAGAUCCUUUUAGCUUGGAGACAUAUUGAUGCUUGGACUGAUAAACAUAAUCCUGAUUUGAAUGCUACAUUAAGUGAUCCAUGUACUCAGAAUGAUAUUACUCAUGCGGAAGAAGAUCUAGAAAUUUCUUUACCACCUUCUGUAAGGGCCUCAUUAAGAAUUCAUGAUGGUCAAGAGGAUUUAGAAUCUAUGACUGGUACAUCAGGAUUGAUAUAUGGUUUACAAUUGAUGACUUUGGAUCAAAUUGUUGCAAUGACACAAACUUGGAGAAAUGUUGCUAAAAACUUGAAUAAACAUAAAGCUCAACAAGAAGCUGCAGCUAGAGCCUCCAUGGAACAAGGUAGUUCUACAUCGCAACAAAAGCAACAGGGAACGUCUGAAGAAACAAAUCAAUUUAAAUUACCUUAUAUACCUGAACAAAAUUCUAUCCCGCCAAAUACUAUUCAAGGAGCUUACGCACAUCCUGCAUGGAUUCCAUUGGUGACAGAUAACGCGGGUAAUCAUAUCGGUGUUGAUUUAGCACCUGCUGCAGAAGGUUCUUAUGGACAAGUUAUCAUAUUUGGUAGAGAGUUUGACACCAAGUUUGUUGUUGGUGAUAAUUGGGGGGAAUUCAUGUUGGCCUUUGUUAACGAUUUAGAAUGUGGUAAUUGGUAUUUGAUCGAUGAUUCAGACGAUUAUUUCUCAGGGGAAGGUGAAUUGGUGUUCAGAGAUAAGAAGAGAAAUGGAAGAGUUGAAGAAUAUUUAGAAGUAUUAAAGAGAAGAGCAUUACAAAAAUAUAAACAAUCACAAACACAACAAGAUAAUGAUAUUAACGAGGAAUCUCAACCUCAACAGGAAGAGACUAUGCGUAAUGAAGUAUUUGAAGGUCAUGACAAUGAUACAGAUUUCGAUAUUGAUGAUGAAUCAGUUGUAAAUGUAGCUACCGGUCAAACUGAACCUGAAGUUAUGAGUGAACAAACGGAUAGACAGAGCCCAGUUCAACAGGAAGAACAAUCAACAUCUGCUGUUAUUGAUGAAGAACAGCCAAUAGAAAAAGAAGAACCCGUCGUGAAACAAUCUGAUGCUGACGUUGUAGAUGAACCUGUUAACGAAAUAGACGCUAAUGAAAUAAAAUCUGAAGAAGAUAUUAAAGAACCAGAGACUGAAAAGGUAGAAGAAGAGUUAAAACCACAAGAGACAGAAAAGGUUGUCGAAGAAGCAAAAUCUGAGGGAAAUGAAAACGACGCUAUAGAAGAUGUAGAAGAAGAAAAGGAAGAGAAAGAAAAAGAUGAAGCCGUUGUGGAUCCAAAAGAAGACGAAGAAGAAGUAGAAGUUAAUAAACUUCAAAAUGAGUUUGAAAGUGUAGCAUUAUAG
Molecule: messenger RNA, 1608 nt
Organism: Maudiozyma saulgeensis
Lineage: Eukaryota; Fungi; Ascomycota; Saccharomycetes; Saccharomycetales; Saccharomycetaceae
Source: the annotation of a GenBank genome assembly